This is a messenger RNA of Triplophysa rosa, 996 nucleotides long. Its product is annotated as trace amine-associated receptor 13c-like. Gene Ontology annotation, cellular component: membrane. Gene Ontology annotation, biological process: G protein-coupled receptor signaling pathway. The record is from RefSeq and is a predicted model, not a curated record. The coding region runs from base 1 to 996 and encodes 331 amino acids. Lineage: Eukaryota; Metazoa; Chordata; Actinopteri; Cypriniformes; Nemacheilidae. Gene Ontology annotation, molecular function: trace-amine receptor activity. The transcript has a single exon.
AUGGAAUUCAUUGAGAAUCCCUGCCUACCCGCCUGGAAUACAAGCUGCUCUCCUAUCUCUCAUUUGAAUUACAUCAACAUAUUGUUGUUUUUGUAUAUGUCUGUAAUGUCUGUGUUGACAGUGUGUGGAAAUCUACUUGUAAUUGUGUGUAUUGUCCUUUUUAAACAGCUGCACACGCCGGCCAACCUCAUCACCCUCUCUCUGGCCGUGUCUGACUUCUUGGUGGGAAUGUGCGUGAUGCCCGUGGAAAGCUUUAGGAGCAUUAAUCCUUGUUUUCAAAUGAAAAAGAUCCAAUGUCAUAUUUUUCAUACCGUCAUGUCUUUUCUUGGAUCUGCGUCCCUCAUCAACAUCCUGCUUGUGGCUAUUGAUCGUUAUUUAGCUGUGUGUAAUCCACUUCAGUAUGUGUCUAAAAUGACCAAUAGAAAGACACUGGUCUGUAUAACCUUCACAUGGAUUGUGUCCAUUUGCUAUAAUGUUGUGAUUUUGGAUUUCAAUUCAGUCCAGCCAGGAGCAACUGUGAUCUGUCUACGGGAGUGUGCGGUAGCUGUGAGCGAGUCCCGGGGGUUCUCUGAUGUGAUGAUUACCUUUAUUUCUCCAUGUAUAGUGAUAGUAAUUAUGUAUGUAAAAAUUCUCUCAGUGGCUUUAAGGCAUGCAAAAUCAGUUUCCAACACAGAAAAACACAGGGUUUCUCAGAUGAAUUGUAAGCCAUCUAGGAAAUCAGAGAUGAAGGCAACUAAAACACUUGCCUCAGUUGUGUUUCUGUAUUUAAUUUGCUGGGUUCCCUGGUGCAUAAUCUUACUUAAUUUGAAACAUUUCCAAAACUCAUCCGUGAGCCUUUCUGCUUUACUUUGUUUAUUUUACACUAAUUCAUGCCUCAACCCCUUUAUAUAUGCAAUAUCUUACCCCUGGUUCAAAAGGUCAGUAAAACUUAUGGUCACAUUCAAAAUAUUGCAGACAGCAAGUAAGCACUUUAACUUGUUUUCUGAAGACUAUUGA